CGCUUCCUUCUGGAAGGUUCGUGAAGGCAGUGGGUACUUUCCGUUACUCCGAGGACGGCAGUGAUCCGCAUCCAUCCGUCUUUCCCCAUACCCGCACAGACCCAGCGGAGGUCGCCAUGCCAGAGAACGUACCCCCUCGGAGCGGGGCGCCUGCUGGGACUGCCGGCGGCCGCGGAAAAGGCGCUUAUCAGGACCGCGACAAGCCCGCCCAGAUCCGCUUCAGCAACAUAUCCGCGGCCAAAGCUGUUGCUGAUGCUAUUAGAACAAGCCUUGGACCAAAAGGAAUGGAUAAAAUGAUCCAAGAUGGAAAAGGGGAUGUGACUAUUACAAAUGAUGGUGCCACCAUUCUGAAACAAAUGCAGGUGUUACAUCCAGCAGCCAGAAUGCUGGUAGAGCUGUCUAAGGCUCAAGAUAUAGAAGCAGGAGAUGGUACCACAUCGGUGGUCAUCAUUGCUGGUUCUCUCCUGGAUUCCUGUACUAAGCUUCUUCAGAAAGGGAUCCAUCCAACCAUCAUUUCGGAGUCAUUCCAGAAGGCUUUGGAAAAGGGUAUUGAAAUCUUAACUGAUAUGUCUCGACCUGUUGAACUGAGUGACAGAGAAACUUUGCUAAAUAGUGCGACCACUUCAUUAAAUUCAAAGGUUGUCUCUCAAUAUUCAAGUCUGCUUUCUCCAAUAAGUGUAAAUGCAGUGAUGAGAGUGAUUGACCCAGCCACAGCUACUAGUGUAGAUCUUAGAGAUAUUAAAAUAGUUAAGAAACUUGGUGGGACAAUUGAUGACUGUGAGUUGGUGGAAGGGUUGGUUCUCACCCAAAAAGUGGCAAAUUCUAGCAUAAGCAGAGUUGAAAAGGCUAAGAUUGGGCUUAUUCAGUUUUGCUUAUCUGCUCCAAAAACAGAUAUGGAUAAUCAAAUAGUAGUUUCUGACUAUGCCCAGAUGGACCGAGUGCUGCGAGAAGAGAGAGCUUAUAUUCUAAAUUUAGUGAAGCAAAUCAAAAAAACAGGAUGUAAUGUCCUUCUUAUACAGAAAUCUAUUCUAAGAGAUGCUCUUAGUGAUCUUGCGUUACAUUUCCUGAACAAAAUGAAGAUUAUGGUGGUUAAAGAUAUUGAAAGAGAAGACAUUGAAUUCAUUUGUAAGACAAUUGGAACCAAGCCAGUUGCUCAUAUUGACCAAUUCACUGCUGAUAUGCUAGGUUCCGCUGAGCUAGCUGAGGAGGUAAAUUUAGAUGGAUCUGGCAAACUGCUCAAGAUUACAGGCUGUGCAAGCCCUGGAAAAACAGUUACAAUUGUUGUCCGUGGUUCUAACAAAUUGGUGAUUGAAGAAGCUGAACGCUCCAUUCAUGAUGCCCUGUGUGUUAUUCGCUGUUUAGUAAAGAAGAGAGCUCUUAUUGCAGGUGGUGGUGCUCCAGAAAUAGAAUUGGCCCUACGGUUAACAGAAUAUUCACGUACUUUGAGUGGUAUGGAGUCCUACUGCGUUCGUGCUUUUGCAGAUGCUAUGGAAGUCAUUCCUUCCACACUAGCUGAAAACGCAGGCCUGAAUCCCAUUUCUACAGUAACAGAGUUAAGAAACCGGCAUGCUCAAGGAGAAAAAACUACGGGCAUUAAUGUCCGAAAGGGUGGAAUUUCCAACAUUUUGGAGGAGCUGGUUGUCCAGCCUCUGUUGGUUUCGGUCAGUGCUCUGACCCUGGCAACCGAAACUGUCCGGAGCAUUCUGAAGAUUGAUGAUGUGGUAAACACUCGAUAAUCUAGAUAAUACUGGGAGACUAACACUGUUAUGGCCACUGAUACGGCAGCUGGAGCGGAAGGUCAUCCAUCACCGUGGUAUUGUUGUUUGGAAGAUUGUUUCCUCUUUGAAUUCCUGGGUAUGGGCCUCCAGUUGGUAUUUGCUUGACAUUGUAUUGACACAGUUUAAUGAAAAUAUUAAAUAUUUGGUUUCAAAAAUCAAAUUAUUAGAUCUUCUCCAGUAUUCUGUUAUUUCUGAUACUCUUAGAAAAUAAGAACUA
This is a messenger RNA of Orycteropus afer afer, 1995 nucleotides long. It is a transcript of the gene CCT4, whose product is annotated as chaperonin containing TCP1 subunit 4. Lineage: Eukaryota; Metazoa; Chordata; Mammalia; Tubulidentata; Orycteropodidae. The record is from RefSeq and is a predicted model, not a curated record. Gene Ontology annotation, biological process: protein folding. Gene Ontology annotation, molecular function: ATP binding; ATP hydrolysis activity; ATP-dependent protein folding chaperone. Gene Ontology annotation, cellular component: chaperonin-containing T-complex.